AUGAUAUAUUAGUAGAAAAAAGAAAAAAAAUUUUAGGUAGUUUUAACAAAUUGCUAAUAAAUCCUUAUAACAUGUGAACCUUUGUAACUCAAAAAAAGAAUUGCUAAGAUCGAUUAUACUGUGCCAUUUGAAUUUAUGGCAAUGGUGAACAAAAAAAACAAUUAAUUAUUUCAGUAUGAUUUCACUUAAUAGAAUGAAAAUGAUGAAGAAUAUUAUUUGGAGCUAAUUGACAUUCGAAUCGUUUAUUAGAAUUAUUUAGAAUAAAAAGAUUAUCUUAUCAAAUUGUAAAAUGAGAAUAACUCUAACAAAUAAACAAUUUAGGAGCAAUAAAAAACUUAUUUAGAUUUGUUAAGCUAAAAGGAAGAUUUGUUAAACUAAAAUGAGAAACUUUAAAAUUAAUUAAAUCAAAAGAUUUAAGAGAUAUAAAUAUUGAAUUUAAAUUUAUCAACUAAAGGAGAAGAUCUUUAAUCAUUAAUCAAAUAAAAUAAUGAACAUAUAUAAAAUAUUAUUAAAGAGAAGGACGAUUAUAUUAAAAAACAACAAAAAGAUUACAAUUAAUAAAUGAAAGAGCUCUAAGAAUAAAUACAACUAAGUUUAACAACAAAUGAUGAAAGUCUAAAAAAAAUAGAAUAUUUGAAUAAGAUAUCUUUUAAUUAAGAAGAAGGUAGAAAAUAUCUUUAGAAAUAAUACUAAGAUGCAUUUUAAGGAAUAAUACAAGAACGUGAUUUUAUUUAAAAUAACUAUCGAUAAUUAGAAGAAAAAUAUUUAUAAUAGAGUAAUGAAUUAGAACUCUUAAAAAUAGAAAAAGAAGAAUAAAAAAAAAAGAUUUCAUAUUUACAAACAAAAUUUUCUAAUGUAAAAUCCUCUGAAAAUUCUUUAAUAAUUUAAUAUGAUACUUUAAAUAAAAAUUUUUAUAUUGAAAAAAAUUAAAGAUCCAAGAUGGAAAGAAAAAAUAAAGAUUUAAAAUUAGAGAUUUAUUUUUUAAAUUUAGAAUCAAAAAUUUUGGAAUAAAAGAUUCAAGAUUUGAGAAAAAAAAAAUAGAAAUUGAAUUUAUUAGAUUGA
Molecule: messenger RNA, 1062 nt
Organism: Paramecium sonneborni
Lineage: Eukaryota; Ciliophora; Oligohymenophorea; Peniculida; Parameciidae
Source: the annotation of a GenBank genome assembly